AUGGAAACGACUUACAUGUCAAGGCUGCUCGCAAACUGCCCAAAGGGACGGUCACCACCAUGCUUUCCGAUGGAGUUUCGCCAAGCCUGUGAGAACAAGUCAUGGCCGGAAAGGCUUGAACCGGAGAGUGCCUGGGAAUUCCUCCUGAAUGGCUACUUGGCCGCGACAGAGCUGAGAUGGCAACGAACUAUAAGUGGACAACACAGUCCUCAAAGUUCCAGGACCUGCUUUGAUGGCUUGAAGAUUGGCGAUGUACUUCCUGAGCAUCUAAAGCAGCAUGACUUCCACCACUUCCGCACCAACUUCAGCAACUCCCCGCCCAACAAAAUGUCGAUAUCCGCCAACUCCGCUUAUGUUGCUGUAGGAUUCAAUGACCUACGUGUUUUGCUUGAUGCCAGCAUACAGGAAGAAGCUGCGAACAUUCGCUUUGUCGGCAUCGACCUGAACGAUUUUGCAGUGGCGAAGACCUUGGUCAUUGCAGCAAUGCUUAAGGACGCUAGCAUUCCCGUGAAUCAUGUCUUGCAGGUAUGGUAUUCAUCAACUUGGUCCAAGGGAACAUUUUCAUCCUUCAAGCGAACCGUAUCGGCUUUGGAGCUGCCCGCUCAAAAGCCCGGAAUACAUCAGCUUGUGGACUUCUGGAAAUCCACUGCAGCACCGGACCUCACAAGCUGUCGGCAGCAGUGGCUGCAAUACUUUGUCAAUGACGCACGCAAAUGGGAUGCUUGCACAAUUGCAAGUCUUGUUCGGCCACUGGAUCGGCUGGCAGCAUGCAGAUACUUCCUAACUGGAGAGGUGUGCGAUGAGAGGGAGGAGAGCGCCGACCAGCUAGAAGUGGGUAGCCUCACUAUGUGGGCAUUGUCUUUCGGUUCCCUCCCACUGCACAAUGCAGACUCCAUCUUCGCGACAAUGAGUUUGGAGGACUACCUCCCUGUGCCGGGACAAGCAGACUCAAUCAUCCAACUCUUCGUGAACGACAUUCGCAAGAAGCUCAACAGCAUCCGACGGCUGCUCCUGGAAGGAAGACUUGAGAUCGAGAUUUGGCAGGACGAGUUGACUUCCGACAGUUGCCAGCUGAUCAGCCGAAUUUCUGCGCUCUCCCCAGCGGGAAUCAGUUGGUCCAACCUUCUGGACUACACAGACUUUGCUUCAUUCCACUCUGUGGCAGCUAGGUGCUCAGCACCAGACUCGUUUACCACGCACUACGCCUAUUCCAUGGAGUGGGUGAAAGAUGUUUAUGGCAUUACUCUGGCAGACUGGUGCAGAGGACGCCAAGCCUUGCGUGCAUCCUUGCUUGCAGAGCUGGAGACGGGGAAGGCACUGCCAGCCUUUGCCAGGAAAACGCAGCUUAGCACUCUGCUGGCUCUGCCUGGCUUUGGUUGCCCCAGCAAGAUGUGGAUGUACGUCACAGCAAUGCACCUGCACAAGUCCUGGGUUACCAGGUUUGUGAGCAAGGGUUCAACUACCGCGCAGACUGUCACGCUGCACUCCUUGGGCAUGUGCUUGCCAUUCAUGAUGCAUAGACGCUUCCCGACGAAUCUGUUCCUGCAAUGGAGUUAUUCACGAGAGUCUUCAGCGGAAUAUGGUGAGUCAAAGCCUGCAAGAAUCAGCCAGGCCAUGCAAUGUUACGAUGCCACCUUGGGUGAAGUAGUUGUGCACCUGCUGAAAACCACGCACAGACCGUGA
Symbiodinium sp. CCMP2456 is the source of this 1683-nucleotide messenger RNA. The record is from the annotation of a GenBank genome assembly. Lineage: Eukaryota; Dinophyceae; Suessiales; Symbiodiniaceae.